AUGAAGCUCUUGUGUUUACUAUAUCUCAUUUUAAUCUUUUACAACGUAAACUUAUUUAUUAAUUAUAAGAAGAGCAGACUAUUGCUUGAAAUUAUAGACAAAUAUAAUACCCAUUUUAUACAGACAACUAAACCUUACUACGAAAUUAAUAUGACUAAUCUAGCUAAUUCCAAAAAAAAAAAAAGAAAAAAAAAAAGGAAAAAUCAACUGAACGGUUCAGGUGGAAAUAUGCUAAAAAAUUAUGAAAAAAAUAUUAAGGAUUUUCAUAUAAAUGAUUAUGAAAUAUAUAAGAAAACAAUUCAUAAUAAAGAGAACAAGGAUGAUUUUAAAAUAACUAAAAAUAAAUUAAAUGAUAAUCAAGAAUUAUUUCAUAGAGAUAGUAUGUUAUCUUAUAUGCAAAAUAAAAAUAAUUUAUAUAAUUAUUCUUUUUCUGAAAAUGAAAGAAAUUCUGAAAAAGAAGAGAAGCUUGAUAAUUUUAAUAAUAUGAAAAAUAUAAAUACUCUACAAAAUAAUAUUAAUAAAACCUUUUUAUAUAACAAAUUCAAAAAUAUAGAUUAUUAUGAGCAUGGUUAUAAUUGGAAUAUAGGUCAAUGUAAAACAGGGGAAUAUCAAUCACCUGUUGAUUUACCUAUGAAAAAUUUAAAGGAGAGAGAAUUAAAAAAUAUAAGUGAUGUAUAUUUAAAUUUAUUUGACGAUGACAAUUAUGCAUGGAACAAUUAUAACAAACCAUGGAUGAAAGGAGAUAUUUUUUAUUAUUAUGAAUAUUUUAUAAAAAAAAUUGUUAUUAAUAGACAAAAUAAUAUAUUUCAAAUUAAAGCUGCAAGAGAUGGAAUAAUACCAUUUGGUGUAUUAUUUACUACUGAUCAACCUGCUAUGUUUUAUGCAGAUCAAAUCCAUUUUCAUGCUCCUAGCGAACAUACAUUUCAAGGUUCAGGUAAUAGAAGAGAAAUUGAAAUGCAAAUAUUUCACAGUACAAAUUAUGUUUAUGAUGCACUAGAUGAGAAAACCAAAUAUAAAAAAAAAUACGGGUUACAUAUAUAUAAUAAUUUAAAAAAAAAUUCGAAAGAAACAUCAAAAAAAGAUUCAAGUAUGUAUCAUUCUUAUCUUAUGUCCUUUCUAAUGAAUAGCUUAUCAAAUGAACAAUUACAAAACAAAUAUAAUAAAAAAAAAAGAAUGAAGACGAUGAAAAAUCAAUAUGAAGUAAUAUCUAUUACAUUUACUAGUGCAGAAAUUAAUGCUUCAACUAUUAAUGCAUUCGAGAAAUUACCAUCCGAAAAAUUUCUAAGAACUAUAAUAAAUGUAUCAAAUGCAGUUAACGUCGGCUCAGAUCCAACCUUGGUCGAAUUAAAGGAGGCUUUAAAUUUGGAUGCCUUGAUGAUGAUGUUAAAUAUUGAAGACAUGCAAUUUUUGUCAUAUGAAGGAUCUUCUACAUUACCCCUAUGUAAUGAGAAUGUAUCCUGGAAAGUAGCCAAACAACCUUUGCCUGCAUCAACGGAAACCAUUUUAAAUUUUUAUAAUCUCCUAAAAAAACACACACCUAAUUAUUCAGGUAGUGAUAAUGAUAAUUACAGGAGUUUACAAAAUGUUGAAGAUAAUACAAGACAUUAUAGAAAGUUUUCUUUAGUUCAAAUUUUUCCUAUACAAGUCUUAAUUUCAUCAGCUAUAUCAAAUGUAGAGGAUAAUGAAGUUAUUAAUAUUAUUAAAGAUAUAUCUCCUAAAAAUAUGUCGUUCUCAUAUUAUUCUAAAUGGGAUAUAUAUUUUAUUUUAUUUAUCUUUUAUAACAUCGUGUUGUUCUUAUUUUGA
This is a messenger RNA of Plasmodium gaboni, 1803 nucleotides long. Its product is annotated as carbonic anhydrase. The transcript is spliced from 2 exons. NCBI's taxonomy places the organism in Eukaryota, Apicomplexa, Aconoidasida, Haemosporida, Plasmodiidae. The record is from RefSeq and is a predicted model, not a curated record. Bases 1 to 1803 code for a protein of 600 amino acids. Gene Ontology annotation, molecular function: carbonate dehydratase activity; zinc ion binding.